AUGGAAAGUGAGAGUGAGAUUAUGACGAUCCCAUGUUUUGAUUUUUGCAAGGGUGGGAUGGCUUUAGAAGAAGGGAGUGAGGAGUGGAAAGAUAUGAGCAAGAAAGUGAGAGAAGCAUGUGAGAGUCAUGGUUGCUUCCUCUUGAUGUGUGAUGAGACCCCCAAUGGUGUACAUGUACGUGAAGAAAUGUUUAAUCACAUGAAAGCAUUGUUUGAUUUGCCUGAAGAAACAAAACAGCAACACGUGAGUCCAAAGCCAUAUAGGAGCUACAAUGGCAAGAACUCAGUCAUUCCCCUCUGUGAAAGCUUUGGAAUAGAUGAUAUUCCUCUCUUAAAUACUGCUGAGGCCUUCACUAACCUCAUGUGGCCUCAAGGAAACCCAUCUUUCUGUCAGAUACUAAAGACCAUGAGUUUAAAGAUGUUAGGACUAAGUUUCCUCAUCCUAAAAAUGAUAGUGGAGGAUUAUGAUCUUCCACAGCAUUACAUUUUGGAUGUUGAAAACAUGAAGAGCUCUAGCACUUCACGAUUGAUGAAAUACAAAGUUACUGAGAACAAUGAAGACUUCAAUAAUUCCCUGCUACCUCACACUGACAAAAAUGGCUUAACCAUUUUAUGCCAAAAUGAAAUCCAGGGGCUCCAGGUGUUAUCCAAAACAGACAAAUGGAUUGAAUUGAAGAUACCCCAAAAUGGCUUUGUGGUCAUUGUUGGUGAUAUACUAAAGGCUUGGAGCAAUGGGAGGCUUCAUGCAGCAACACACAGAGUGGUGGUGAAUGGAGAAAAAGAGAGGUACUCAUUUGGUGUUUUUACAAUGCCGAAGGAAGAGAUGAACAUUGAGGUACCAAGUGAGUUGGUGGAUGAAAAAUCUCACCCCCUUCGCUAUCAUCCAUUCAACUAUGGAGAGUACAUCUCUUACUUUGUUUCAAAUCUCAAAGAGAAUGCUCUUGAGGUGUUUGCUGGUCUUUGA
This is a messenger RNA of Sphenostylis stenocarpa, 963 nucleotides long. The record is from the annotation of a GenBank genome assembly. Lineage: Eukaryota; Viridiplantae; Streptophyta; Magnoliopsida; Fabales; Fabaceae.